CUGCCAGAGUAGCUUUACGUUAAUCGGAGAGGAGAAAGAACUUAAUCUUACUAUCCACAAGAAUUGAGAGCCGACUGAAGGUGGUAUGUUUGUUUAACCAUCUACAUAUUACUUUUAUCUUUUCGUAUGGGCAUGGUUUUCUUCUGAAGCAUCGAUUUGCAAAAAGUAUUAGUAUUCAUUCAUUACCAAUUGAAGUAGUUCUUUCAAGUUUCCAUCCGUCCUUCCGUUUACGAAUUGCUUUCGUUUUUUCUCAGCUAAUAUGUCUUCAAACAAGAAUACUUUCUUUUCGUAUCUGGUCUUGUUCAUUUUUGGAAUUACCUUCUUUUGCCUCAUCAUGUACCGGUCAUGGUACACCCAAGCAAAGGCGGCUUCCGCAUUGGAGGAUAUAUUCCUUGGACCACUAUACGUUAACGAGAGCACGGAGCCUCUUCCCUUGCGCUUGUGCCUAGGCGUUUUCUCACAUGCAAAUAAUGUAGAACGAAGACGUUUGUUGCGUGAGGACUACCAUCAUUACAUCAGGGAAGUAGCUAAAAAAGACAAGAUUGAUCUCAAGUUUGUUUUAGGUGUGCCUAAUUCACAUGAAGGUCUGGCUACUAUACGCGAAGAACAGCGAUUGUAUGGUGACCUCGAAGUUCUCCCUAUUGGGGAAAACGUUGACCGCGGAAAAACUGUAGUAUACUUCCAAACAUUUUUGAAGGGAUAUCGAUCAUAUCCCUUACUUUCCAAAGUCGCAGAUGGCCAUCUGUUAGAUGAUAUACAGUACGAGCAUGAAAACCAGGGAUCAUUCGUCUACAAUGAAACGAUUGUUACUCAUGAGCUUCCAGGAAUGAAGGAAUUUCGCGAUUUGGGUGUAGAACGUGAUGAAUAUGAUUUCAUAGCAAAGGUUGAUGAUGAUGCGUACGUUAACUUACCCUUAUUGCUCUCAGAGCUUCGUCCUCACAUUGGUGAGGACGAAUUUUACUUUGGAAGAGAUUGUAGUCGUAAGGAAUUACCGACUUCUGUCCGUCAAUUUCCUUACAUGUGCGGUUUUGCGUAUGUUGUUUCACCAGAUAUAGCCUAUCGCAUUGCUAGUCAGCGAAAACUAUAUUUUCCCUGGGAAGAUGCUCAAACUGGUUAUAAUAUCAACAGAAACAAUGUAAAAAAUAUAAAGUUUACUAAAUACAAUCUGUAUGAUAUGGUUUUGCCUAAUGAAGGUUAUAAUCCACGACAGGCUUUCCUUCGCUUUGACGCCCUUGUCAUUCACAAGCUCAAAACAGAAAAGCUAUUAGCCUCUGUUAUUGGGUGGUUCCGAAAAAUGUACGAGCAUCGUGCUUACUGUCAAACUCUUUCUGGUGAUGAAAACCGUUUUUGUAUGAAAGCUUCUUAUCCUUCGGUAGCUGUCGAGGAGAAUCUUUGAUUACAUACAUCUCUUGUACCAAUGUUUUUUCAAUUAUUUACUCUUGUCAUUCAUUUUUUAUCCUUUUUCUUUUAUUUGCAUAAUCAUUUUUCAUGGGCUGUGAAACCCCCAUUGUCUCUCUUUUCUCCUUUCAUUUACGAAUUUUUGCUACGUACUUCUUUUUGUGUGCGUUUUAUUUUUUUUCUAAUUAUUUCUUUUUCAUCUUAUAUUUAUUUACUUUUAAUUUACUGUUUUUAUUUUGAUUUGCUUCCUUUCAAUUUCUUUGUUUUUAUUUUUUUCUUUUGUUUACUACCUCAAUCUAAUCAUCAUAAACAAUGCAUUGCGUAUGGUAACCACGAAGAAGGUAGUCACGUUUUAACCCUACCCUAGAGAUAUUGAAAAGUUAUAAAAAGGCACCGUUCGCAUUCUGUUUCUUUGAAUCAAAAAUUUAAGAGGUCAGCCACGGUGAAUAUGUGAAUGAAUACGUAUUACACUGCCAGAGUCAUUCGUUGACUUUGCGACCUCGAGAUCAAAACUCGUUGACAAAGAACCCUGCUCUUAUGACCUAUUAAGUUAGGCGAUUGGCGUAGGGGCCGACGAUGCGAGAAAUUCUUUUCAUAGACAUCUUAAUAUUAUUUAAUAUAUUACUGCAUUAAUAAUACCGAACAUUUACGAAUAUAUGCUUUUUGUAUUGAGUGUGGAUGUUCAUUUGUAA
Messenger RNA from Schizosaccharomyces octosporus yFS286, 2090 nucleotides. RefSeq names its product galactosylxylosylprotein 3-beta- galactosyltransferase Pvg1. Gene Ontology annotation, molecular function: hexosyltransferase activity. The coding region runs from base 260 to 1396 and encodes 378 amino acids. The record is from RefSeq and is a predicted model, not a curated record. The transcript has a single exon. NCBI's taxonomy places the organism in Eukaryota, Fungi, Ascomycota, Schizosaccharomycetes, Schizosaccharomycetales, Schizosaccharomycetaceae. Gene Ontology annotation, cellular component: membrane.